AUGUUUAACGCAUUGAGUGCGCCAAAGAUGAUUGGACGACUCAUUCAUAAAAGAUUGAAAUCUUCACUUUCUCGACCAACAACCGUACUAGUGUUCCCGGGCCAGGGCGUCUUCAGCGUUGAACAUCUGGACUUUCUCAGCAAACGGGUACACGUUGAAGGUGUUGAAGAAUUGUUGGAAGAAGCAGAUGACGCGCUGGGAUUCACCAUCUCGAGAUUUGUGAGAGAUCCGAAGGCGAAUUUGGGUGGUUACAUUGAAUCUCCUAUACAAAAGACCAGCAUCCAACAACCAUUGUUGCUGCUCACCACGAAGCUGCUUGCCAAAGUGAUCCGGGAAGAGCAUGGUGUUGAUAUGUUCAAUGAUCCUGUUGUCAAGCCUCAUUAUCUUCUGGGACAUUCCCUCGGGGAAAUUAUUGCUCUGGUCAUGCAAGACGUAAUUGAUUUCAGAGAUGGCAUCAAGUUUUGUUCGCAGAGAGGCAUGUUGAUGGAGAAAUGUGUCGCUUCUUACUACCAGGUUGGUGAUCCGCAGAGGGUAUCUGAAGAUCAAUUCAAAAUGUUUGCGCUCGUCUUCCCGUCACAAAUAUUUGACCACGUUUUGAAAUUUCUGCGGAACCAAGAUCAAAUAAGCCUGUCGAAUAUAAACAACUUUCAGCAGAUAGUUAUAUCCGGACUGGAAUCGAGCUGUUUAGUGGUGGUUAGCAGACUCAAGGAGCAUCUGGCUGAGCUGAAGCUCAAAGCCAGAAUUAGGGCCAUUGAUUUGGAUGUGAAAGUUCCCUUCCACAAUGAUAUUUUGAGCCCUGUUAAGGGAGGAUUGGAUCAAAUGUUACAGGCAUAUAUAGGUGCUCCAAUACUGGGAAAUAAAAUUGGUUAUAAGCCGGGAGAGAUGAAAUUUCCGGUGGUGUCAAAUCUGGAUGGAUGCAUCCAGACUUAUGCUGAAGACCAGAUAAGGAACAUCAUCGAUGUGACAUCUCGUCCCGUGAACUUUCUGAAAUGUUUGCAGACAAUACAGGAGCUUUCUGAGGAGGUUAAAUAUAUCAAUUUCGGGAGUGUGACCUCGGGAAUUAUCUCAAAGUUCGUGAGCGAUAAGAGGUCAGGCGUGCAUGCAGGAAGCUGCACGAACAUAGCGCUGGAUACUGAAGAGGGUCUAAAAACGAUCCGUAAAACGAUUCAGAACGCUUCUCAAUCUACAUAG
Molecule: messenger RNA, 1191 nt
Organism: Kuraishia capsulata CBS 1993
Lineage: Eukaryota; Fungi; Ascomycota; Pichiomycetes; Pichiales; Pichiaceae
Exons: 2
Coding region: 1-1191 (396 amino acids)
Biological process (GO): fatty acid biosynthetic process
Cellular component (GO): mitochondrion
Molecular function (GO): [acyl-carrier-protein] S-malonyltransferase activity
Source: RefSeq, a predicted model, not a curated record